GAGGCGUGGCACGUCGGGGGGCGGGGCCGCGGGCGCUGGGCCCUGUUGUGCGGAGCCGCUGCCCGUUCCCGGCGGAGCGGUCCCGCCGUUCCCGCCCCGUCCCCGCCAUGGAGGACCCGGCGCGGCUGCUGGCGGCGGCGCACGGGGCCGGGGUGACCGUACCGGCGGGGAUCCCGCCACCCCCUCCGCCCGCCGCCGGGGAUCCGGCCGCAGCGGGGCCGCCGCCGCCCGCGCAUCACGAUACGGGCGACGUCCUGCAGCAGAUCAUGGCCAUCACCGACCAGAGCCUGGACGAGGCCCAGGCCAGAAAACACGCCCUGAACUGCCAUAGAAUGAAACCGGCGCUCUUCAGCGUGCUCUGCGAGAUCAAGGAGAAAACAGUGUUAAGUAUUCGCGGUAUUCAGGAAGAAGAUCCCCCCGACGCUCAGCUAAUGAGACUUGAUAACAUGUUGCUGGCCGAGGGCGUCUCCGGGCCCGAGAAAAGAGGAAGAGGAGGAUCGGUGGCCGUAGCAGCAGCAUCAGGUGGCUGUCCAAAUGACAAUAGCAUUGAGCACUCUGACUACAGGGCCAAGCUGUCACAGAUCCGACAGAUAUACCACUCUGAGCUAGAGAAAUAUGAACAGGCCUGCAGCGAGUUCACCACGCACGUGAUGAACCUGCUGAGGGAGCAGAGCCGGACGCGGCCCAUCUCGCCCAAGGAGAUCGAGCGCAUGGUGAACAUCAUCCACGGCAAGUUCAGCACCAUCCAGAUGCAGCUGAAGCAGAGCACGUGCGAGGCCGUCAUGAUCCUGCGGUCGCGCUUCCUCGACGCCAGGCGGAAACGACGUAACUUCAGCAAACAGGCCACGGAAGUGCUGAACGAGUAUUUUUAUUCGCAUCUGAGUAAUCCUUACCCCAGCGAAGAGGCCAAAGAAGAGCUCGCGAAGAAAGGCGGCAUCACCGUCUCCCAGGUUUCCAACUGGUUCGGCAAUAAAAGGAUCCGGUACAAAAAGAACAUGGGGAAAUUCCAAGAAGAAGCCAAUAUUUACGCGGCAAAAACAGCCGUGGACGCGACCAACGCGGCUCAAGGCAACCAGGCGAAUUCUCCCCCGACGCCAAAUUCAGCCUCCUCCGGCUCUUUCAAGAUGACGAAUUCAGGAGAUUCGUUUCUCAACUUGCAGUCGCUGGGUUCCUAUCAGAGCUCCCCGGUGGGAGCCAACGUGCAGCCCCAGCUGGAUUCCUUACACCACGUCAUCCACCAGGCGGGGAGAUACGACGCCAUCGUGGGGAACCCUUUGUACACGACGCAGCGCAUCGACGCUAAUGGCAGCUGGCAAGACGCUCCCACCCCUUCAUCCAUCACCUCGCCCGCCGGAGACCCCGGGAGCGUUAAUUCGGACGCGUCUAAUUAAGCUUUUAGGACCUGUUGAUGAGAGGAAAGAGGUCAUUAGUGUAAUUUGUCCUUUACUGUCGUUUGUAUGAGUUGACACACAGCAAAUUACCUCAGCAAAGCCCGGAACCAAUAGAAGAUUGUGAUUAUAACGAUACCUCUCUACCUCUCAACCCAGUUCUUUUGACUUAUUCCCAUGAAAGAACUCGCUUCAUUUUCCUAACCAAAUUCAUUUCGUUUAGAUCCGGAUUUUCUGGUGAGAAUCGGGAAGCGUCUCUCGUCGAACUUGGCGUUUGUCUCGAGUUUUACUGACUUCUUUUAAUUUCCACGAGGUUUUUUACGAUGUUUCUGUUCUAGUCGAUAGCUCCUAACAGUUCAACCCCCGUAUCGUAAUUGUACGCGUUCUCUGUAUUGUAAUUUUGUAUAGGGAAAUAAGCUUUUCUUACCUAGAAUCCAUUCUGAGCUAAUUAAUCAGAACGUGGCUUUACCAAAACUCUCGUGGACUUGGCUCUCGGGUAGGACCGUCCAUCCUGUGUCAUUCGGUGUCAUUCUGAUUUAAUGUUUAGUGAAACAAGCAGAAAAACACCACAAGAAAACGCCACACGGAAAACAAAACCCCACAAGGGAAACAAAACCCCACAAAGGAAACAAAACCACCGGACUUCUCCACAGACAACGAGCUUUUGCGCAUUUCUGCCGCUGUUAGCACAGAGUCCACCCCUUUCCGUUGAGAUUUUAUCAAAGAUAAUAAACGUCCAAAGCCUU
Columba livia (rock pigeon) is the source of this 2134-nucleotide messenger RNA. RefSeq names its product pre-B-cell leukemia transcription factor 4. Gene Ontology annotation, biological process: neuron development; regulation of transcription by RNA polymerase II; animal organ morphogenesis. Bases 108 to 1391 code for a protein of 427 amino acids. The record is from RefSeq and is a predicted model, not a curated record. The transcript is spliced from 9 exons. Gene Ontology annotation, molecular function: DNA-binding transcription factor activity; RNA polymerase II cis-regulatory region sequence-specific DNA binding. Lineage: Eukaryota; Metazoa; Chordata; Aves; Columbiformes; Columbidae. Gene Ontology annotation, cellular component: nucleus.